AUGACAGCGGUAGUUGAGAAGAUUUUGAUAAAAUGUUAUUACUCAACGACUGCUCCAUAUUUGAUUCAUAUAACUGAAAUGAUUAGAAAAAAUUCUGUUCUAUAUAUCAACAGAAAGCUUAUAUUAUAUGAUGAUGUUAACUAUGUUCAUGUUAAGUCUAUAUCUUUUUCUGAUAGUCAAAAGAAAGAAAUAGGUGAAGCUACUUCAGUAAAACCUCUAUGGGAAUCAGAAAAUUUAAAUGAAUUAAGUGAAACUAAUACUGUUAUACAAACAAUUGCAACAGUAUCAGACCUUACUAAAGAAGCAUUGACUAAUUUUACUGAAUUAGAUAUACCUUCUUCUACACCUGCUGAUCCCCAAGUGAAUAACUAUACAUGA
Scutellospora calospora is the source of this 378-nucleotide messenger RNA. NCBI's taxonomy places the organism in Eukaryota, Fungi, Glomeromycota, Glomeromycetes, Diversisporales, Gigasporaceae. The record is from the annotation of a GenBank genome assembly.